CCUCGUCACGUACGGGAUCAUUAGCCGGAUAUCCUUAGUCCUGCUGGCCAACCCUCUCUGAUAGCGGUGAUCCUCGUGCCUGACAUCAUUAUCCUGGGACGCUGUGCAGCGCCAGCGCGGUUCCGCCAUCCUUUCAGCCCACCGUCCUAGUAGUCGUUCCAGUUCGAUUCCUCGUGUUUUGCACCUGUGAAAGCUCGCCGAGUGUCGACUCGUUUCCGUGAUGUCAGUGAGCGAGCUGUGGUUCGGUGGAACAGCUUCAUCGCGACCCCCCCAGUGACUGCUUGUAAUCGUGUCACGUCGGACGAGGGAUUCAACGUUGACUCUGAUGAUGGUGCACUACUCGCGCAGUGAUUUAUUCAACGAAACAGUGAACCUUGUCUUCUGAAUUCGUGUUUGGACGCGAUAGACAUUGAAUUUUCCUGAAGUGAGAAACUGUUUCACGUAGAAUCGCGCUGGACCGCUAUGGAACCGAGCGAUCCGUCGGGACGACUGGCCAUGGAGGAGCUGUCGGACUGCAGGAGCGAGAGUAGCCACUCGGAAACUCAAUUAAGAGCCUUUCAAGACUACGAACGUAUCAAAGAGUUGAAUCUAUCCGUGGAUAAAUGCAAAGAGGAUCCUCAGCUGGAACCGAAGGAUUUCCAUCUUCGAUUAGAACCUGGCAGGACUUCCAUCCGUUUCGAAGAGUUCGAGAAUGCCAACAGGAACCUACCUAUGACACUGAACAAGGGAAAGGACUUCGGCUACAUCGCCAGCACCUUGAACGAAGCGUAUCCCUUGGAUAGAUCAAACGAAAACGACGAAUCGAUGGAAGCUGCCAGUCUGUGCAGAACGAAGAACCCGACGGCCAAGGAUCUUUUGUUCAACCUUCGAGAGAACAGACACAAAAACGCUCAUGCUGCUCUGUCGUUGGACAGGUACGGCAAGGACUUGAAUUUCGCGGUUUCCGAGAAGGAUAUCAAGGAUUUUAGUUUGCUGAAGAAUUAUAGUCUUGAUCGGAUGAAGGAGUUCAAUCUAUCUUUGGACAGGAUGAGAGACGGUCAUAUCGGUAAUUUUGCGUUGGAAAGACUUCGCGGAGGAGCUGGGUUGUUGGAGAACCCUCCGAUUUUGGAGCACAACGAGCUGAAGAAUAUUCAGAUGCAGCCUAGGAAUCAGGAUUUAGAGGCUAUCGCUCUGGAACGGAUGAGACGGUCGCAUCUUCUGGGUACCGAUCUCUCCGCACAGAAUCUGUCCACGCAAUUGUCGCAUCCGCAUUCCAUCACGCAGAUGCAACACUCGCAACAACAGCAACAACAACAGGCCAAGUCGUUCACCAUAGACGCGAUCCUUGGAUUGAGGAACAACCCCAGGGAGAAACGGAGUCAGCAACAGCAGUAUAGGAAACACCAAGGUCAAGAAGGCGGCGCGAAGAACGGAGGUUCGAGCUCGUGUUCCAGCGGCGGCGGGAAGCUGAAGAGGGUGCGUACCAUCUUCACAGCCGAGCAGUUGGAGCGAUUAGAAGGGGAGUUUGCUCGUCAACAGUACAUGGUGGGCCCUGAAAGACUGUACCUGGCACACGCGCUCAGGUUGACCGAGGCCCAGGUGAAGGUCUGGUUCCAGAACCGACGAAUCAAGUGGCGGAAACAUCACCACGAGCAACAGAGCCAAAGAGUGCACGAGUUCCAGCGUACGUUGAACUCGUCGUUAGAACACGAGGACAGCAACGAGACCGACAAAUGGUGAAAAGCAACCGUGUUCCUCGAUCAAGAAG
Molecule: messenger RNA, 1747 nt
Organism: Osmia bicornis bicornis
Lineage: Eukaryota; Metazoa; Arthropoda; Insecta; Hymenoptera; Megachilidae
Exons: 2
Coding region: 463-1719 (418 amino acids)
Biological process (GO): central nervous system development; regulation of DNA-templated transcription; neuron differentiation
Molecular function (GO): DNA binding; DNA-binding transcription factor activity, RNA polymerase II-specific
Source: RefSeq, a predicted model, not a curated record